Messenger RNA from Oncorhynchus gorbuscha (pink salmon), 306 nucleotides. RefSeq names its product zinc finger CCCH domain-containing protein 11A-like. Lineage: Eukaryota; Metazoa; Chordata; Actinopteri; Salmoniformes; Salmonidae. The record is from RefSeq and is a predicted model, not a curated record. Gene Ontology annotation, molecular function: metal ion binding.
AUGACUGACCAUGGAGAUGGCUGCAAUUUCUUCUUCAACACCACAUGCGCUAAAGGCGACAGCUGCCCCUUCAGACACUGUGAAGCCGCCAAGGGCAGUAAUUUCGUCUGCAGCCUGUGGCAGGACAGACGCUGCUCCCAACAGGUCUCCACAUUCUGCCACAUGCAGAUCAAGGUAAAUAGAAAGGAGAUUGCAUGUUACUUUGAGACCCAGCCUGCUGGCUGCCAGAAGCCGCACUGUGCCUUCCACCAUGACAAACCCCACUUCAUAGAAGGCCAAUACAUACCACCUAACAAAAGUGAGUAG